AUGUUGAAUAUUGACGAUCAGAUUGCUGAAAUUAGUAGGCAAAUACAGUCGCUUAGUGAAAGCACAAUACAACAUGGACAAGGUUUUAUAUCAUCUACACCUAAAGAUCAGGGUGUACGUCUGAUGGUUGUUGAAAAUAAAGAUCGGUAUGUUCAUCCUAAGCCGGAAUUAACAAUAAAUCAAAGUACUGCUCAUACUGUUUGCUCUGAUUCGAAUGAUGUUAAAAUCAAACCAUCAAAAUAUGAUGGCAAUACUUCUUGGAUCGACUACUUAGCACACUUUGAGAUGUGUACCCUAGUAAAUAUGUGGUCUGAAUACCAGAAAGGUUUGUACUUGGCCGUGUCACUGAUUGGCCAGGCUCAAGCAGUCCUUGCUGAUUUACCAAAGGAAAAGAGACAAAUAUUUUCAGACCUAGUAAAUGCACUUGAGGAACGCUUCGCUCCUUCAAAUCAAACUGAACUACACCGGGUUCAAUUUAAGGAAUGUCGUCAAAAAGCAAGUGACACUUUGCCGGGGUUAGGUCAGUCAGUUCGAAGACUUUCUAAUCUGGCAUACCCGACUGCUCCGUUAGAAUUAAGGGACACGCUCGCCAAAGAACAAUUUAUAGAUGCAUUAGUAGACUCUGAAAUGAGAUUGAGAAUUAAACAGUCUCGUCCACAAGGUCUUAACGAUGCUAUACGGUUGGCAGUUGAGCUUGAAGCCUAUAACACGGCUGAGAGCAAAAGACUGAACAGUAUAGGUCAUUUACGACAGACUACUAGAGACGAACGGACAGACACACCUGCCAGUCCUGACACGGCUGUUUCUAUGGGACAAAUGACGAUAUGGAUGCAGAUGAUUGAGAAUAAUUUACUGGCCAUAACAAAAGAGAUUCAAGAUUUAAAGUCCCAAAGAAAGUUCCAACAAAGGGGGAAGAUAAAUAACACACAAAGUAAAGGGAAAAGGUGUGGUCCCUGUUUUAGUUGUGGAGAAAUAGGGCACUUUGCAAGAAAUUGUCCCACUAAUAAUCAGAAGCAAAGUACUCGGGAAACAGAUAACAACGGAACAUAUACGGACGGUACAGUCAAGACACUGAAGUCUGAAAUUAAGUCUUCAAACAAUGACGAAGGCGAUGUUGUUGUUUCAACAUCAGGGAAUGUAGGAAUGUUUGUUGAGUUAAACCUUCAAGGUGUACCAGUCAAAUUUGUGGUGGAUACUGGAUCUACAGUAAUGUUAGUUUCUACAAAAGUAUACGAUUCAAUUCCUGACUUGUGUAGGCCACAUUUGAGUAAAACUAGGUCACAGAUAAAGUCCGUCAGUGAUAAGUAUUUAAGCCUUCGAGGUAAAUGUAGUUUUAAAAUGGAUUUUGGUAAAGAAAAGUUUACUACAGAUGCCGUUGUAACUGACCUACAAGUCGAUGGUAUUCUAGGUUUAGACUUUAUGAAGAAAAAUAAGUGUCUGAUUGACGUGUCUGCUAACAUAUUAUACAUCGAUAACGUUAAGGUUCCCCUAGGUGUUCAAGGUACCCAAAAUAGAAAUGCUGAUGUUCAGAGAAAACAAUGUCGGUUAACAUCAGACAGACAGUCAAUAACGGUUUCUGAUUGUUCUAAGAGAGAACAAAGUCAGGUGAAUACAGUUAAAAGUCAGAUGCCAGACAAAAGUAAAGACUUGACUUUAAUAGAGUUGCAAUCAAAUGACUCGGACCUUACACUUGUUAAGCGGUGGCUGACAGAAGGUCAAAGGCCACAGUACAAUGAGGUAUCAAGUAAGGGAUAUUCUCUAAGGUCAUUAUGGAGUCAGUUUGGUUGUUUAGAAGUCCUUCGUGAUGUAGUAGUUAGACGUCACGACGAUCGGGAACGGAACAUUGUGAAAUUACAAGCGGUAAUUCCAAUGUCGGAGCGCAAGCAAGUAUUAGAAUACUGUCAUGACACAGACUAUGCUGGUCACUUAGGUACGCGUACGACUCGAGAGAAGAUAUGUCAGUCUUACUAUUGGCCUGGUAUACAGUCCGACGUUAGGGCAUAUGUCGCUAGUUGUGCUAAGUGUUAUAAGAGAAAACGCCCAAUGAAAAGGAAGCGUGUCUCAAUAAGAUUAGAGGAGGGUUAUGGUCGUCACGAGAGUAAGAGACCAGCAUGUAUGGCUGAUAAUGUAAAUAAGUGA
Molecule: messenger RNA, 2139 nt
Organism: Mytilus trossulus (common blue mussel)
Lineage: Eukaryota; Metazoa; Mollusca; Bivalvia; Mytilida; Mytilidae
Exons: 1
Coding region: 1-2139 (712 amino acids)
Biological process (GO): proteolysis
Molecular function (GO): nucleic acid binding; zinc ion binding; aspartic-type endopeptidase activity
Source: RefSeq, a predicted model, not a curated record